Rotaria sp. Silwood1 is the source of this 1059-nucleotide messenger RNA. The record is from the annotation of a GenBank genome assembly. NCBI's taxonomy places the organism in Eukaryota, Metazoa, Rotifera, Eurotatoria, Philodinida, Philodinidae.
AUGGAUAUUAUGAUUUAUUAUCGUUUACAAAACUUCUAUACUAUUUUAAUAUCGCUUAUGUCAAUAUUUAAUGUUUCAUUUAUCUAUAUGAUUGAUGAAAAUGAUGAAGAUAUUAUAAAUGAAGCCACAGAUGAAUAUUCUGAAACAGUUACCGAAAUACCAUUAGAUCCAGCUGUACAGAUUGAAUAUGUUCAAAUAGAUGUGCGUAUUGUACAUACUAUUAAUCAAAAUUAUAUAGGAUUUGGACAAACUCAACCUUGUUAUCCAGUUCAACUAUUAUUUAUUAAGAUUCAAAAGUUGAUCAGUAGAAUAUAUUAUUAUAAAUUUCAUAUACUUCUUGGUAUUUGUAGUUGUAUAUAUGUUCAAUAUUAUGCUACGAAGAUCGAAUUAUCAAUUAAUAAAAGUUUAGAAAUAUAUGAUAAGCUAAUGCUUAUUCCAUUAAAUAAUACUUAUCAAGAUCUUAUUAUGAACGAAGAACAUGUUUCUUCUAAUAUUAACUCUACAGUAGAGAGUAAAGUUGAUGUUGUUAUUAAUGACGAAAUUACUAGUAUUGUAAAAAAUAAUGAGUCAAAUGUCAAAGACAUGUUAAAAGUAAAUUCUGAAAUAAUACUAAUCGAUAAUUUAACGUGCACAUUAUAUAAUCCAUUUUUAUAUGCUUUUACAAAAACAUUUUGUUGGAAAGAUGAUAUUAAAGAUUUUAGUCCAGCUGAACCGCCAGAUGAUACACAUUCGUUUUAUGAUAGUAAUAAAAAGAAACUAAUGAAUCUUGUUGAGAAUAGUAUAACUCCUGUCGAAAAAGCAGAUGAAUUAUUAUCAUGUUUUCAAAAAUUUUUUAUUGAUAUACUUAAUGACGAACAAUUACGUCAACAACGUCUGAUGAAUGAAAAUGCCAUAUCAGAAACCGCAUCAAUAGAUGUACUAUCUGAUCAAAUAUUACAAAAUGAAGAAAAUGCUAUUGAUGAAAAUAAAGUCGAUGAUGAAAAAUUUAUACUUCCUACUUAUUUAAUGGGUAUGCAUUUUGAAAAACAACGAAAUCAUGUCUGUCCUGAUCAAGAAUAG